GCCCCAUUCCUUCCGGCCCACUCCCGCACCAUGACCUCCCAAAGCUUCAAUCGCUAUCGAGACGAUCAGAGCGGGGAGCUUCUUGCCGCCCCGGCACUGUCCAAGAUUCUCACUUCAGAAUGUCAGGUCCUUCGCUUCCCUGCAUUCAGUACCGGGAAUGCCUUUGCCCUAGGCUGCCGCAUAAGGGACACCUUCCGGAAGAAUGAACGCUAUCAUCAGAAUGGGACGGCAGGCAUGGCUCUUGCGAUCACUCUCUUCAGCGGUCUGACAUUAUACCAGACUUGUGUCGGCCAGGGCGUGACACCCGAUAAUAUGGAGUGGCUCCACAGGAAAAGCAAUACAGUGAAGAGGUUCGGUGUCUCCUCGUGGCUGCGUGGGCAACAAAGAUUGGCCAAAGGCCGACCAGCUGAUGACCCGUUGCUCGGGCCGGACUUUGCGGCUCACGGCGGCGCAUUCCCAAUCUACAUCGAGGGCGUAGACGUAGGGCCCAUCGGGGCGGUCACGAUCUCUGGCAUGACACAGGAGCUGGAUCACGAGCUGGCCGUUCUGUGCAUCACAUCGUUCAUUCAGGACUUGAAAGACGUGGUCUGAGUACUUCCUCUGUGCGAAUAUCACGGGUUGUCUAUGAGACGAGUGCUGAAUCUGCGCCGCCUGGCCAGACCAUCACGCAGACAUUUAUGGGCCGUCGGCGGGUGUUGCUUUGCGGAACGCUGGUUGACGGCUGAGCUGCAGGCUGCCGCCCUUUCCGCCACGGCUGGCGUCAUUAUUGUUGCAGCUUCGCAAUUUGUUCUCUGCUUCCCUAUCGUCUGCCUCUUGCUCUACGUUCCACCUUGGCAUUUUAGCUAAUCCUACAUCGUUCGGCUCUCU
Microstroma glucosiphilum is the source of this 867-nucleotide messenger RNA. RefSeq lists its product as hypothetical. Gene Ontology annotation, biological process: post-translational protein targeting to endoplasmic reticulum membrane. The coding region runs from base 31 to 591 and encodes 186 amino acids. The record is from RefSeq and is a predicted model, not a curated record. The transcript is spliced from 5 exons. NCBI's taxonomy places the organism in Eukaryota, Fungi, Basidiomycota, Exobasidiomycetes, Microstromatales, Microstromataceae. Gene Ontology annotation, cellular component: TRC complex.